CUCCACACAACAUCCGCCCUCACCUUCUCAUCCAACGCAAGAUCCCUUCACAUCUCCAGGUGGUGGUGCCUCACCAGGUUGUAAUCUUGGUCGGAUAGUGACGGUUCCCCUUGCCGCUUUAGGUGGCUUUACAAUUGAGAUUGGAAAGAAGGUUGGAAAAGUCUUUGAUAUUAGAAAAAAGAGAAGAGGAUAG
This is a messenger RNA of Paraglomus brasilianum, 193 nucleotides long. Lineage: Eukaryota; Fungi; Glomeromycota; Glomeromycetes; Paraglomerales; Paraglomeraceae. The record is from the annotation of a GenBank genome assembly.